AUGGUUGAAAGUUUAGGCGAAAAUGAAUUGGAUGAAGUUCUUACUCUAAAAAAUAUUAAGUCUGAUACUCUGGAAAAGGUUAUUGAAUUCGCUACUCAUCAUAAAAAUGAUCCCAUGCCAAAAGGAGAUGGCACGGAUGAAAAACCUCAAAUGACAGAAUGGGAUCGAACAUUUCUAAAGGUUGAUUUGGACACUCUUUUUGAACUUACUUUAGCAGCCAAUUAUUUAGAUAUGAAAGAUUUGUUAGAUUUGGUAACCCAAACAAUAGCCAUAGGACAUUUUAAAGAUACAUCAGUAGACGGACUGCAGAAGACUUCAGAAAUAUUGAUGCCAAAGUAGAGAAGCUCAUCCACCCUCUGCUUCUGAUGAUGACAAUGCCGUUUUUCAA
Messenger RNA from Trichogramma pretiosum, 388 nucleotides. RefSeq names its product E3 ubiquitin ligase complex SCF subunit sconC-like. Gene Ontology annotation, cellular component: cytoplasm; nucleus. Bases 1 to 339 code for a protein of 112 amino acids. Gene Ontology annotation, molecular function: cullin family protein binding. The record is from RefSeq and is a predicted model, not a curated record. Gene Ontology annotation, biological process: SCF-dependent proteasomal ubiquitin-dependent protein catabolic process. The transcript is spliced from 2 exons. NCBI's taxonomy places the organism in Eukaryota, Metazoa, Arthropoda, Insecta, Hymenoptera, Trichogrammatidae.